ACGUGGCAGAGCCGCCGAGCAGAGCCGCUGACGGAGAGUCCCGGUCCGAGAGAGUCACACGGCAGCAGCACGGAGACGGAAAGAAAGCAAGAAAGUCACGGCGCCUUCCCGAACUACUAGCGUGACCCGUCUGCACUGGAAACAUGGCCUCUAAUAACGGCUCGGCCGGGAAGUGGGAGGUGGUGAAGAAAGGGAGGAAAAGUAACCCGGGAGGAGGAAAGUCCGGCGGGGGAAACGGAGCACGGAAAGCCCUGGGGGAGUCCAACCAACCGUCCAGACCGCCCAUCAAGAUGUCCGAGACGCUGUUCGACGGUUUCGAGAAGGUGGGGAAGAAGCAGAACAAGGAGCAGGUCCCACCGCCAGCGGAGCCUCAGAGCAAGAAGCCCCCAUCAAACAAAACGUCCAAAAAAUCCCAGCCCAGCAGCACGACCCCGCCUACAAGGUACAAAACCCUGGAGGAAGCCGUCAAAGCUCUGGAUAUUGUGGACCUGAAGCAGCAGCUGGCCCAGAGUCAGACCCUGUUCCCAGAAAACCCGUCCGUCUGGGUCAAGGACCUGGCAGGAUACCUCAACCUGAAGCUGACGGCGCCGGACAACGGGCCCACACUCAGCAGCUACGCUUCUGACUAUCCAUACUGCCUUAUAGGGAAGGAGCUGCGGGGUGUCAUCAAAGGCCUGGUCGGACGCUGCGGCAACGUUCUGCCUGAUUUCUUCGACUACUGCGUUUCCACGAUGCUCAGGGAGCUGGACAAACAGCCCGGGGAACCGCUUCAUGGAUACAGGGUUUGCAUUCAGGCAGUCUUACAGGACAAACCCAAAAUCGCCACCCAGAACUUAUUAGAGUAUUUGGAGUUAUUGCGAUCAGUUCAGAAUCGUCCAGUCAAGUGUUUGACAAUCAUGUGGGCUUUGGGUCAAGCAGGUUUCUACGAUCUCAGCCAAGGCUUAAGAGUGUGGCUGGGAAUCAUGCUGCCUGUGCUGGGGAUAAAGUCCUUGUCUGCAUACGCCAUCGCCUAUCUAGAGAGACUCCUCCUGCUUCACACAAACCUGACAAAAGGAUUUGGCAUCAUGGGUCCCAAAGAGUUCUUUCCCCUGCUUGAUUUUGCCUUCAUGCCUAAGAACGCCCUGUCACCGAGUUUGCAGGAGCAGCUGAGGUGUUUGUAUCCUCGGCUUAAAGUCCUCGCCUUUGGAGCCAAGCCAGAGAGCACGUUGCACACGUACCUGCCAUCUUUUCUGUCCAGAGCCACGCCGCACUGCCCGGACGACAUGAAGAGGGAGCUCCUCAGCAGCAUGACAGAGUGUCUGUGUGUGGAUGUGCAGAGUCUUGGCGUGUGGAGACAGCUCUACACCAAACAUUUACCCCAGUCCAGUCUGCUGUUGAACCACUUGCUGAAGUCGUGGAAUACUCUACCACCAAAGUUGCGGAAGAACCUUGAAGAGACAAUCCAGUCUUUUAGAGUGACCAACGACGAAAUGAGGGACACAAACGAAUCUCAAGACCUUCAGGAGUGCAACAGCCUGUGCCAGAACCUUCAGGUGAAAAUGCGUGGCCACGGGUUCCCCUGGUCCAAGCUGCUCCUGGUUCUGCUCGUGUUUGCCGCCGGCUUCGUCGCCCAUGACGUCAGGUCUCACGGCUCAGUCGCAGAUUCCACCACGGCCAUGUAUCUGCGCCGCUCGGGCGUCACCGCCGGCUCUCAGCAGGCCUGGAGCAAAAUAACCGUCUACACCAAGCAGGGCUUCAGCUGGCUGGAGAAAAACGCUCCUCAUUACUACUCAGAGUGUACGCGGGUGUUGGGUCCAGUCUUUGAACAAGGGGCAGAGAAACUAAAAGCAGCGGCUGUCGUCCUCUCAGAAAAAACCCUGCUGUUUAUCCUGUGGGUCAAAGAAACAACACCGCUGGUCAUAGAAUGGGUGAACACCAACACGCCGGACAGUGUUUUCCAGGCGUUGGCAUACCUAAAGGAGCUUCUCAUCUACGUCCAGCAGAACUACGUCCUGCCAGCUCUGGCAUACGUGGCUGAUCUUUUACAACGAGCGUGGACCAACCUGCAGGAUUCCUGCAACGGGGAGGUGUCGGUGUCCUGUCUUCGGGGACACGCCCUGCACUUCACAAACUCGACGUGGCAGCUGCUCCAACACACGACGUCGGCCAUCAAAACUUGGGCUCAGGAGCUGCUGACGCGGGCAGGAUAACAGAACCGGACUAAUUUUACCCAUGCAAUACAAACACGCUGUGUGUGCAGGCGGAUGCUGUACACUCACACAGCGUCUGAGGCUGCCUCUCUGCGCACAGGGUUCCUCUGAAGCCACGGUCGUCAGACGGAAAACCAACUCCUGUCUCGUUUUCUUGCUAAGUUUUAUAAAUGGGUUUGAAUGGAUGUUUCUACCAAUCUUUUUUUUUUUUGUCACUGCAGGAUGUGGAGGCUGUAGUUUUUUUUCUCUCUCUCUCCUUUUUCUACUGCAAGUUGCUUUACCUCCUGAUGAGAUCAAAUGUAAUUUAUACAGGUUUGUAGAUUUAUACACCAUUUUUAUUUAAAGAUUUAAGAAAAAAAUAUGAUCUAAGGAAACCUGGUAAGGGGCAAGAAAAAAAAAAGAACCUGAGCCACAGCAGAUCCAGUUAAAUUUAGGACCAUUCAUCUUAUGGAUUCUCUCUGCUCUCAUCAACAGAAAUGUGAACUUUUCUUACCUUUGCAGGUUUAUUUAUUCCUCCAGUGGACUUUUUAUGUGAAUAUCAUUAACUAGCAAAAAAGGCCCACAUUUAUAUCCAGAAUAUGUGUUUUCUUUCUCUCCCUUAUGUUUUAUUUUGUCCUGUUUAAUGCCUCGCUCCCUCAACCUCUUGUUUAGGAGAAGUCUGUGUAAAUGCACUCUUGACAUUCUUAAUUUGUGCCUGUGUGGCUUCAGCAGGCUCGUUGUGUUGGGAUCAUGAUCAGUUCUGUACCAACAUCCAGUUUUACUCUGAAACAUGAAGACGCUCGUCAACAUUUCAGUCCAGUUCAUUCAGUGACGGUUCGUUGUACAGCAGAUCGGAUGAAUUUGGCAACAACCAGUGUCUUCAAUUGUGAUGGAAAUCCUUUAUAAUAAAGACUUCAAAUUGAA
Molecule: messenger RNA, 3092 nt
Organism: Fundulus heteroclitus (mummichog)
Lineage: Eukaryota; Metazoa; Chordata; Actinopteri; Cyprinodontiformes; Fundulidae
Gene: tmem214
Product: transmembrane protein 214
Exons: 17
Coding region: 144-2189 (681 amino acids)
Cellular component (GO): Golgi apparatus; endoplasmic reticulum
Source: RefSeq, a predicted model, not a curated record